AUGUAUAUGUCUCGCAAUCCAAGAACAUCCAGGUCCGAGCAGCCAAACAGACCCCAAAUCACCGACCCCCACGGGUGCCACGUCGACAGUCCUCGCCCCUCCCCGCACCACCUUUGACCCACCCUCGCGCCGCCAUCACCGCCCAUAUCCAGAUCUCGAACCGUCUCAAUUCCUUCCUUCGUUCUCUUCUCUCCUCUCUUCUCUCUCGCCGUGUUGACUCGCUAGAGCGAAGCGGGGCUCCCCAUCCGGCCCGAAGAAGACCGGCGCCGCACCGCCAUGGGCGUCCCCGCCUUCUACCGGUGGCUCGCCGAUCGGUACCCGAGCUCGAUCGCCGACGUCGUCGAGGAGGAGCCGCUCGUCGACUCCGGCGGCGUCGCCCGGCCGAUCGACCCCUCGAGGCCCAACCCUAACGGGAUGGAGUUCGACAACCUGUACCUCGACAUGAACGGGAUCAUCCAUCCUUGCUUCCACCCCGAGGGCAGGCCUCCUCCUUCUAGCUACGAUGACGUCUUUAAGGCAAUAUUUGAUUAUAUUGAUCAUGUCUACUCAAUGGUUCGUCCUAGAAAGCUUCUUUACCUGGCAGUGGAUGGAGUCGCGCCAAGAGCUAAAAUGAACCAACAGCGUUCUCGGCGUUUUAGGGCUGCAAAAGAUGCAGCUGAUGCGGAAGCUGAAGAGGAACGGUUGAGGAAAGAAUUUGAGGCUGAGGGACAAAUUCUUGCUCCCAAGGAAAAGCCAGAAACAUGCGACUCUAAUGUCAUUACUCCUGGCACACAAUUCAUGGCAGUUCUUUCUGUCGCACUUCAAUAUUAUAUACAAGUGAGAUUAAAUCAUUAUCCUGGCUGGCAGCAGACAAAGGUUAUGCUUUCUGAUGCAAAUGUUCCUGGGGAAGGAGAGCACAAGAUUAUGUCAUAUAUACGAUUGCAAAGGAACCGUCCUGGUUUUGAUCCGAACACUCGGCAUUGUCUUUAUGGCCUGGAUGCUGACCUGAUUAUGCUUUCAUUAGCAACACAUGAGAUUCACUUUUCAAUUCUCAGAGAGGUGGUCACUUUCCCAGGACAACAGGAAAAGUGUUUUCAGUGCGGCCAAGUGGGUCAUCUGGCUGCUGAAUGUCGUGGCAAGGCUGGUAAUGAAAUGGUAAAUGAUAUUCCCAUCCACAAGAAGAAAUAUCAGUUCCUCAACAUUUGGGUACUGCGGGAGUACUUGCAGCAUGAUCUGGACAUUCCGGACCCUCCGUUUGAGAUUGAUUUUGAAAGGAUAGUGGAUGAUUUUGUAUUCCUAUGUUUCUUCGUUGGCAAUGACUUCCUUCCACAUAUGCCUACAUUGGAGAUUAGGGAGGGUGCUAUCAGUUUACUAAUGUUGGUUUAUAGGAGGGAGUUCGCUGCCAUGGGAGGUUACCUUACUGAAGCAGGCGAGGUCUUGUUAGACAGAGUAGAACAUUUUAUCCAAUCUGUUGCUGUUCAUGAAGAUCAAAUUUUUCAAAAGCGGGCUCGCAUACAGCAGGCACUAGAGAAUAAUGAAGAAAUGAGAUCUAGAUCAAGAAGAGAGUCAUCGGAAGAAUUACAAAGUCCAGCUAUUGACAAGGUUAGAUUAGGGGAGCCUGGAUACAAGGAAAGGUAUUAUGCAGAGAAAUUUCAUGUGUCAACUCCGGAUGAGAUAGAGAGAGUUAAGAAGGAAACGGUUUUGAAAUAUGUGGAAGGUUUAUGUUGGGUCUGUUGGUAUUAUUUCCAAGGCGUUCGAUCCUGGCAAUGGUACUAUCCAUUCCAUUAUGCUCCCUUUGCUUCUGAUCUCAAGGAUUUAGCUGUUCUGGAGAUCACAUUCUUCUUGGGAGAGCCUUUUAAACCAUUUGAUCAGCUCAUGGGAACCUUACCAUCUGCAAGCGCAAGUGCUCUGCCAGAACAGUACAGGAAAUUGAUGACGGAUCCUUCCUCACCAAUCCUUGACUUUUAUCCUUCAGAUUUCGAGAUUGACAUGAAUGGAAAGAAAUUCGCAUGGCAGGGUGUUGCCAAAUUGCCGUUCAUCGACGAGAAGAAAUUGCUCACUGAAACGAGGAAACUAGAAGUCUCUUUAACAAAGGAGGAGCAACUUCGAAAUAGUGUGAUGUUGGAUUUGCUCUAUGUUCAUGGGGUUCAUCCUUUGUCAGUACAAGUUUAUUUGUGCUACCAAUUAAGCUACCAUUUAGGGCCAUAUGAAAGAUAUCCUGUUCCGAUUGACACAAAUGUUAGCGGUGGAAUGAACGGAUACCUCUGGCUAAGUGAGAGGAAUGCACUGACCAAUGUAAUUCCUUCGCCUGUCCAUGGAUUGGAGGAUAUUGUGAACAAUCAAAUAUAUAAUGUUACUUAUCUCAAUCCUCCAAACCACAAGCACAUCCCUAGACCGCCUGAUGGCGUUGUCAUUCCUCCGAAGGUUUUAGGACCUUUGGAUAUCAAGCCAUUCCCUGUGUUAUGGCAUGAAGAUAACAGUGGUAGGCGCCACAAUGGAAGAGAAAGGCCAUCAGUACCUGGAGCAAUGGUCGGUCCAAUGCUGGGAGAAGCAGCUCAUCGUCUUGUCAAGAGUACACUAAAUAUCAAGUUCAACAACAAUCAAUCCUCUGGCAUCUUGGAACCACCACGCAAUCGAAACUUUCCGGGAUAUUAUGCAGUUAAUAGACCGAGACCGGCUGGUCCCUCUGGGUACGAAAGGGGCUUCAGUGAAGAUCCUCACCAGUACUAUGGGAAUCACAACUCCAAUCAAGGCACGGUUGGUAAUUCGAGAUAUCCACCUUCAUCAAAUGGUUGGCAAGGAAGCAAACAGAAUGCGAGGACAAUGGAUAGGUCUCAAAAUCAAGAGCAGUAUAGGAAUUUGAGGAAUGGAAUGUCUGCUUUGGCAAUCGAAGAAAGUGUCAAAAUUAUACAAAAUGUCCCUAUGUUACUAAGGACCCCCAAUCCUGGGCAUUCUUCACUCACACCCGAGCAGGCUAUGCAAAAUGCGGGCCCACCGCCACCUCCACCCACCAAAUGGAUCAAGAAAGCGAGUGCUGGAAAUGGAGUACAUAGGGAACGACAAGGAGCUGUUGCUGGAGGAGCAUCAGAGAAGCAGGUAAAAUUGGUCUAUCAGGUGAAGACACGGGUGUCAAAUGAGAUGUCAGGUAUGGAAAACCAGCCAUCUAGUCAAAACGUAUAUGAUCUUCCUCCUCCAUAAAGUUCCUUGGCAUCUCAAUGGUCUGUCUUCAACGAAGCGACAGUGUUUCACGAAACAUGUCUAAACCAGCGAGAACUGUGGAAUCCUUCAGCUUAAUGGGAUAUCAAGCCUCGCAAACUCCAGUUCUCGCACCACUUCCUGGCCGGGUAAUUCUGAGAAAAUCACCCGCUGAUUGAUUCCUUGAGGCAAUUGUGGAUACAGAAACUCGACCAACCUCUACUUAUUCUGCCAGAGAUCUAUAUUUAUAAUCAGCACUCCGUAACUGCUGCGGAGGAGGCACUCCUGCUCACGACAGGACCGGAGAUUUCUUGGCUGUUGGACGGCACUACUGCAUCAUACGUGCAGGUGAUGGUCAUCUAUAGGAUUUAGUUAGUUCUCCAGGGUUGUAAAAUACUGUUGUCUAUUAUUCAUUUUCAGGGAUGGUGGUUCUAGGGUUAUUAUAAUCAGCAAAAUUGCAGAUCAUCUGCGGUGUUGUUGGGAAAUCGGGAUCGAUGGGCAAGUAGUUGACAGUGGAUGGUUUAUGUCUCUUUGACUUGGCUUUUGCCUAAACGCCACAGGGAAGUGAAAACACUUUGCAAUUCUCUUUAAA
Syzygium oleosum is the source of this 3766-nucleotide messenger RNA. Its product is annotated as 5'-3' exoribonuclease 4. Gene Ontology annotation, cellular component: nucleus. Gene Ontology annotation, biological process: nuclear-transcribed mRNA catabolic process. Lineage: Eukaryota; Viridiplantae; Streptophyta; Magnoliopsida; Myrtales; Myrtaceae. The record is from RefSeq and is a predicted model, not a curated record. The coding region runs from base 277 to 3177 and encodes 966 amino acids. The transcript has 22 exons. Gene Ontology annotation, molecular function: 5'-3' RNA exonuclease activity; zinc ion binding; RNA binding.